This is a messenger RNA of Verruconis gallopava, 2681 nucleotides long. RefSeq lists its product as uncharacterized. Gene Ontology annotation, biological process: proteolysis. The transcript has 2 exons. Gene Ontology annotation, cellular component: fungal-type vacuole. The record is from RefSeq and is a predicted model, not a curated record. NCBI's taxonomy places the organism in Eukaryota, Fungi, Ascomycota, Dothideomycetes, Venturiales, Sympoventuriaceae. Bases 360 to 2459 code for a protein of 699 amino acids. Gene Ontology annotation, molecular function: serine-type carboxypeptidase activity.
CGUUGCAUAGGGCUGCCGAGCACACUUGCCCACCUCGCCCGGUCCCCCGUCAUCUUCCGUCCUCGCCCUCGUCGUCGGCUGCUUUCCGGCCUGCUAUCUUCGCCGCUGUCAUCCUUCCCCUUCACCUCACUUCGCCGCCGUGUUCGAGCUGCGAUGAGGUCUCGCUUCGGGAUCUCUGUUCGUCCAACAGGCACGUGUCUCACUCCCGAACCACCGCUCCUGCAUAUCCAGCACGAGCCUGGCGGGCGGACGUGCUCGUCUUGCCUACCGCGGUCGUCUUCUCUCCCUCACUGAGCUUGUUGUUUAUUCCUUUGGGAUCAUGGUUGUCGGCAUAGCAGCGUUUUUGGGUCCGUGAAGCAAUGUCGCUCCAACUUCUUUCGCUCGCUGCCUCUCUCUUGGGUCUCUACUCCACUCGUUCCUGUGCCCAGUACCCUCCCCCGCUCAACUACACAGACGUGCUCCAUUCGCCCCACAACUCGAACAUCACCGUAUCCUACAAAUCCCCCGCCGUGGGAACAUGCUCCACCAUCUUCUCGACCCAACGCCAGUUCACCGGCUACAUCAGCCUCCCCCCCGGCACGCUCUCGCCGGCCGUUCAGCAGAACUACACAAUCAACACCUUCUUCUGGUUUGUCGAAGCCCGUCAGAAACCAGAGUCCUCUCCCUUGACCGUGUGGAUGAAUGGCGGUCCGGGCAGCAGCAGUUUGAUCGGCUUCUUUACCGAGAACGGGCCGUGUGAGGUCGUCCAGACCGAGGACGGUAGCUACGGCACCCAGACGAGGCUGUGGGGCUGGGAUCGCAGCUCCAACGUGCUGUACAUCGAUCAGCCUGUACAGGUGGGACUCUCCUACGACACAGCAACAAACGGCUCGCUGGAUCUGAUGCAGGGCAAGAUCACAAUCCCGCCGGCACGGAAUGAAGGCAUUGGCCCUGCCUAUACCUACCUUAAUGGCACCUUUUCGAGCCAGAAGGCAUACGCUACGGCCAACACAUCCCAGAUUGCCGCCCGAGCCGUCUGGCACUUUCUGCAGACCUUUCUCAAUGCGUUCCCCGAAUACAACCCGGGCGUGCUGCCCAACAACGACACCACGAACCCCACCGGCGUGAACCUUUUCACAGAGAGCUACGGCGGAGAGUACGGCCCGGUCUUCGCUGACUUCUUCGAGUCGCAAAAUGACCUCUUGCGCGUCGGCCAGCUGCCGGCCCAGUCCACGCUGGAGAUCAAGCUCACUUCAGUAGGUAUCCUCAACGGCCUUGUCGACUUCAAAGUCCAAGUGCCUUUCUUCCCUACAUUUGCAAACAACAACACCUACGGCAUCCAGGCCAUCGAUUCUGCCACUGCAAAGAACGCGUUGGCGUCCAUGAAUGCUCCGGACGGCUGUUUGGACCAAUUGGAUGAGUGUCGGAAUUUGCAAGACACUCAAGACUAUGCUAGCACAGGUGCUGUGCCGCUGGUCAACGACAAGUGCUCACGCGCGUAUCAGACGUGCGCACAGUAUCAGGACCUGAUUUCGGGGUCCGGGCGCAGCGUGUACGACAUUCGUCAGAAAGAUCCCACUCCGGUGCCCUCGUUCGCGUUUCAGGAGUAUCUCAACACACGCCAAGUCCAGCAAGCCAUCGGCACCCCCAUCAACUACACAGACGUGAACCCCGUCCAGUCGGCCUUCUUAGCCACCGGCGAUCCUUUACGUGGCACUCAAUUGCCCGCUCUGGGUCGGCUCCUCGCGCGAGGUGUCCGCAUAGCUCUGAUCUACGGUGAUUCGGACUUUAUUUGCAACUGGUACGGCGGGGAGGCCAUAUCCUUGAGUCUGGCUACCCUGCUUCCAUCGUACUCGAUUCCCUUUCCAAACGCGGGUUACGCCUCCAUCGUUGUGAACAGCACCUACGUCGGCGGAGCAGUCCGACAGUACGGUAACCUGUCCUUUUCCCGCGUCUACGACGCCGGACACCUUGUUCCCGCCUAUCAGCCUGAAACGGCGUUCACGAUCUUCACUCGGGUCAUACAGGGCACGGCGAUAUCCACGGGUGAGCUCAUCGACUUGUCGAGCUACGCCACGACCGGCCCUUCAUCCAGUACAAAAACCAACAAGGCGGGUGCCUCCCACGAUCCAGUGUGUUGGAUACGUUCCAUCUCGGAUACCUGCAGCGCCGACCAGCGCACACAGAUUCUUGCAGGAAACGGCGUCGUCAUAGACGGUGUAUGGUAUGCGAACGCAAAUGACUACAACCCACCGGCAAGUAGUGUCGCUGCGGGGAUUCCAGGGAAACCGGCUCCUAACGUGACCACAACAAGCGGGAGCCCGGCCUCGAGUCUGCCUCCCGUGACGGGCGUGUACACGGCCACGGGGACCCCGUCGCCAUCUUCUGCGGCUGCUGCUUUGAAACCCAGUAGAGGCCAUGAAUCGGUGGCCGUCAUCUCCUUGCUGCUCGCGGCAUGUUACAUUUAUAUGUGUACAUAAAUGGUGCGCACGAGGGCGAGGACAAAGAUGAGAAAAAAAAAAAGCGAAAAUCAAAAGUCAAAACCGCCCUCACAUUUCCGGGCGACGCGAAUAUAUCAGCAUACGGCGAUCUAUGUAGGUUGCUACGAGUUUACGAUCAGAGUCAUGACGUGGAUUCCGGACCUCUGUCAUAAUGAAUGUCAAGUCUGUGGUAAAUACACAGAAUCUGUUGCUCUUUCGCCA